Messenger RNA from Periconia digitata, 1063 nucleotides. The record is from the annotation of a GenBank genome assembly. Lineage: Eukaryota; Fungi; Ascomycota; Dothideomycetes; Pleosporales; Periconiaceae.
CCUUUCAACCCACUCAUAUGUCCGACAACAAUCCACCCAGCAUGCUUUUCUACGCGACAGCCGCCACCUUAAGCGGAUCCCGAGCUCGUACAAUACCGCUAUGGUCGCCCACAUCCGAUCCUUGAUACUCGGCUUUACUGCGGGCGUCCUUGUCGCAGCUAUUCUGAUUCAGCAAUUGCUCAGCUUACCGCUGUCUGACCCAAUCGUCCAAUACACAAAGGAUCCACUGGAGCUCAAUACUCCACCCCUUCCACGUCCCGCUCUAGACGAUAUGGCAUCUUCACUGCGAAGUUCCUUACAAAUCGCCCAGCGGGCUCUGCUCCGCGGUAGAUACAAAAGCGCCCACUCCGCCCACUCUCCUCUCCAGUCAAUAGCCCCAUCAUCCACUCGCAAGCCUCUCACUUCACUAUCCUCCAGCAACACCUUCUCAACCUCUGUACCCAGAAUGGCAUCCAAAAAGUCUUUGAUCGACGCUGCCAAAGAGCGCCGCAGCAUCUACGAGUUGAACAAGAACUCCCCCAUCCCCGAUAGCAAGAUUGUCGACAUUGUCAAGACCGCCGCCGAUUACGUCCCCUCAGCCUUCAACUCGCAAUCUACACGACUUGUGACAUUGCUCGGCAAAGAGCACGAAGUGUUUUGGGACCAGGUGCUCGAUGUGUUGAAACCAAUAGUACCCGAAGAGAAAUGGGCAGAUUCCAAGGGCAGACUGGAAGGCUUCAGGGCAGCCUAUGGAACGGUCCUCUUUUUCACCGACCCCGAACCCGUCGAUAACCUCCGCAAGAACAUUCCCAGUUACGCGCACCACUUCGGCGACUGGGCUGAGCAAUCCAACGCGAUGCAUCAAUACUUCCUGUGGGUGGCUCUAGAAGCUGAAGGCCUCGGCGCCAACCUUCAACAUUACAACCCGCUCGUCGAUCAAAAGACUCAAGAGCAUUACAAGAUUCCCCUCGAGUGGAAGCUAAGGGCGCAAUUGGUCUUUGGUGGCAGGGCUGGCGAGCUACCAGCGCCCAAAGAUAAGCUGCCUGUGGAGAAGAAGGUUUUCGUGCACGGCGCGAACCUAUAA